Paramormyrops kingsleyae is the source of this 962-nucleotide messenger RNA. Lineage: Eukaryota; Metazoa; Chordata; Actinopteri; Osteoglossiformes; Mormyridae. The record is from RefSeq and is a predicted model, not a curated record.
UCAUCCUGCUUUGCUGACCACACUUGCCGUCUCCCACAGGUGCUCCACAGGGGGCGCUGGAGGCGUAGCGAUGGACCGCUGAACAUGAACCACUACGCCAAUAAGAAGAGCGCGGCGGAGAGCAUGCUGGACGUGGCCUUGCUGAUGGCCAACGCCUCUCAGCUGAAGGCUGUGCUGGAGCAGGGCCCAGACUUCGUCUUCUACUACCCACUCGUGGUGCUUGUCAGCAUCUCACUGGGCCUGCAGAUCAUCGUGGGCAUCCUACUCAUCUUCAUCGUGAAAUGGGACCUGAAUGAUGUGAGCAAGCACUUCAGGCUGAACGUGCUGGAGAACAUCGCCACGGCCCUGGUCUUCAUCAUCGUGGUGGUCAAUGUCUUCAUCACAGCGUUUGGAGUGCAGCGGCCCGGCAGCAGCUCCUGAGCGUCAGGCCACAGCGGGACACCCUCAGAAGGCACAGGUGCAGCAUCUGCCGUUUAUACCUGCUUUUCACCUGGACGUCUAGCAUGCAGUUCUGAAACUCGCUGUCUACAGGAAUCUCAGGCUUUCUGCAUCGCUGUAUGGCCCCCUGCCCCCCAUGCGGGGAUGUCUCAGCGUCAACAUUUCACAUAGGGAGUAGGACCUUUGCAAUGGCGGUGGAGCCCACAACCUCUUAUAUGGUCCUUGGCUGAUGGUUAAUAUCUUAUAAAUAUUUUAGAGAUACAAAAUGCCUUUUUUUUUUUUUUUUAAUUAAUAUGAAAUUAUUGAUGCAGUGACGCAGUGGUUAGCACUGUUGCCUCACACCACUGGGACCAUGCUUUUACGUCUCCGCCUCCGUCUGCAUUUUCUCUCCGUGUCGUCGUGGGGUUUCCUCUGGAUACCCCGUUUCCCCCCCACAGUCCAAAAACAUACCGAAGCUAACUGGGGUUACCAGAUUGCCCACGUGUGUGAGUGACUGGCGUGUGAGUGACUGGCGUGUGAGUGAC